GUGUGGCUAAUUUCUGCUAACCGCUCUGCUCGUGUGACCUGCUGUGUCCUCUGUAACUCUGACAGCCGGUGAUUUAAGGACAACAACAUCAAAACCAUGGUUUUUGAGGAGAAGAUGAUCAUGAACGGAGAGCCCGAGGAUGAGGAGGAGGAAGAAGAAGAGGAGGAAGAGGAGGAAGACAUGGUGGACCCUCUUGAAACAAUGCGGCUGAAGUGUACAGAGACGGAGCACUGCGUCCACACUCAGGAGCGUCUGGAGGACUGUGAGACCAGGGUGGGCUCCCGGUCCUCCACGGCGGAGGAUUGCACCGAGGAGCUGUUUGACUUCCUGCAUGCUCGGGACCACUGUGUGUCACACAAACUGUUCCACUCGGUGAAAUGAAGUCCUACCUGACUGAUAUAUUCUUCAAUUAUUGUAUUGUGAAGAGAACAUGGUUUUAAAAUAUCCAUAUGUGGAUCUGCUGUAUGUUGACAAUUAAAAUGUAAACUAUAAUGUAUCUGCUUUUGUGAAUAAACAGAAUAUUUAACAAGGUAGUCUGAGUCAAAAUUUCAAUAAAGUGGACGGCGUGAAAACCUUA
This is a messenger RNA of Trematomus bernacchii (emerald rockcod), 577 nucleotides long. RefSeq names its product cytochrome b-c1 complex subunit 6, mitochondrial (gene uqcrh). Bases 97 to 381 code for a protein of 94 amino acids. Lineage: Eukaryota; Metazoa; Chordata; Actinopteri; Perciformes; Nototheniidae. Gene Ontology annotation, biological process: mitochondrial electron transport, ubiquinol to cytochrome c. The transcript has 4 exons. The record is from RefSeq and is a predicted model, not a curated record.